Messenger RNA from Bombyx mandarina (wild silkworm), 1947 nucleotides. RefSeq lists its product as uncharacterized. NCBI's taxonomy places the organism in Eukaryota, Metazoa, Arthropoda, Insecta, Lepidoptera, Bombycidae. The record is from RefSeq and is a predicted model, not a curated record.
CCCUCCACUACGGACGUGAACACGAUCUCGGAUCCAAACGAAUAAAAACGUAAAUGAUUUUCGAGAUUUUUGUUUCAUAAAAAAUAUUAAAUACUUUAAUAUAAAUAAUUUAUUCCGUGUUUCGAAGUUUUAUUACGUGAUUCAUUUUUAUUGUACUAUUAGUGACUUUAUUGAUUGGUAAUCACCAAUUUCUAAUUGGAGUUGUGGUGUUAUGUGUAAUGAAGAAUUCAACGAGUCUGAAUAAGGUAGUAAGAUUGGAUCUAAUGCUAUGAGCCAAUAAAUAUGCUACAUAGAACUUCAUCUUCAAGACGACGUAGGGCGUCAAGAAGUGCCGCCACAUCGCCGCAGACAAGAUCACCAAGAAACUCAGCUCUACCCUCCAGACGUGCUUCACUAGCUACAGCAGAAACUGACGAGGAAAUGGAACCAACUCCUCAAAGAAGUCCAAGAGCUAGUCUCGCACCAGACGCAAUCAUGGACUACCACAGAAGCCCGCGUCAUUCUUUAACACCCGAAGUCAGAUCAGCGCGGAAUUCCAUAACGCCUGACACAGCAAUGCCGAUGAGAAACAGUCUCGCGCCGUCCAGAAACAAUUUAGGUGUUGAUCUUAAUUACGGCUCGAGGUUGAGUCUGAACCCUCAAGAUUUCAAUAGGAGCCCUAGAAAUAGUAUCACUCCUGACGUGUCAGCUAGAAGCCCGCGAAGAAGCUUGGUGCCUGAAGGUACAUUAUGGAACCAGCCCAGGAAUUCGCUGGUGCCCGAUGUGGGAAGAAGUCCAAGGCAUUCCGUGGCCAGCAUCCAGUUAGAUCCAGCACGCGCUCAAAAGGAUUUAGGCCCUAGUCCACGAACGAGCCCUCGUGGAAGUGUCGGCCCUGACUUAAAUAUGAAAAAAGAAGAAAUAAACAGAACUCACAGAGGAUCUUUGAUUCCGGACUCGCAGAGGAGUCCGAGAGGUAGUAUUGCUCCCUCUGAAAGAAGUGCUAGAGGUAGUCUUGUGGCAAUUGAAAAUGAAGCUGCAAGAGUUAGUCCCAGAGGUAGUCUUACAUUGACAUUUCAAGAGCCUUUGGUAUCGAAAGAAAGAAGACCCAGCGAAGACAGCCAGGCUGCAGGUAAGGGAAGAAGCGUGUCUCCGUACAGAGCGUCAUUCGGCGGACGACAGAGCGGCACUGGAGCUCUGUCAGAUACUGGGUCUCGAAGGGCAUCCAGCUCUGUUAGCCAGGUCUCAGGAGAUGAGCAACGAAGGUUAUGCGGAGAGCAGGCAAAAUACAACGAGAGAGUUGGACUGGGUCUUGGCGUGGGGCUCACGACGUAUGGAUCUGUGGCUUAUCAGCUAAAAGAUGCCAACAUGGAAGCUUCUGGCACCAUGGACUUCGUCUGUCGGGCCGCCAAGAUUAUGAAUAGAACUAUUCUGAUGACAGUGUUUCUAGCUUGCUUAUCUACUUUGCCCGUCAUCAUGCUUAUCAUGGGAGUACAAUACAUCAGGGACUGCCCAGCCGAGCCUCGUAUUCCAGUGUACAUGGUCGUGGGGGGCGCUGCAGGUGGAGCGGGUAUCUGCUGGCUUCUGUGGGCUCAGCUGGCCAGCAGGAACUCCAACUCAUCGGCGAGCGUACCAGAGACUAUCCUCGCGUACACUCUCACCGUUUUCUUGAUGGGCUGGUUUGCUUGCGGAAACUACUGGACCCUGGACAUAAUGUGGCCCGACUAUUCCCCGACGCUCUUCGAACCAAACCAGUGGUGUCACAAGACCCUGUACGUGUUCGCGCUGACCCAGCUUGGUGUUGUAUGGGGCGUGUUGGCUUUUAUAGUCCUCUUACUUCUGGCUUUAGUCAUCUGCCAGGUAUUCGGCUGCGGCUGGCUGGGCCCGCCUCGCUACAAGUAGCAACGGCGCAGUGUUGUGCUGGAGUUAUGGCACAGAAACAUUAACAACACCAUGGAUGUAGCGGGCGCG